AUGGCGGACUGCUUAUUAUGGUCACCUCAAGGAGGUCCUACAGCAGUCAAACCUCAAUCAGCUGUGCAUGCAGCAGCAGUGGUUUUGAUAUCUGUGAGGAAGUGCAAAGAAGGCUACCAAGGAGUCCGUUGUGAUCAGUUUCUGCCGAAAACUGAUUCCAUCUUGUCGGAUCCAACAGACCACUUGGGGAUCGAAUUCAUGGAGAGUGAAGAAGUUUAUCAAAGGCAAGUGCUGUCAAUUUCGUGUAUCAUCUUUGGAAUUAUCAUCGUGGGCAUGUUCUGUGCAGCAUUCUACUUCAAAAGCAAGAAACAAGCUAAACAAAUUCAAGAGCAGCUAAAGGAGCCACAAAGUGGUAAAAACUACAGCCUCAAAGCAUCCAGCACAAUGGCAAAGUCAGAGAGCUUGGUGAAGAACCAUGUCCAGCUGCAAAAUUAUUCAAAGGCGGAAAGGCAUCCUGUGACUGCAUUGGAGAAAAUGAUGGAGUCGAGCUUUGCUGGCCCCCAGUCAUUCCCAGAGGUCCCUUCUCCCGACAGAGGAAGCCAGUCUGUCAAACACCACAGGGGCCUCUCCUCGUGCUGCAGCCCAGGACAAAGGGGUGGCAUGCUGCAUAGGAAUGCCUUCAGAAGGACACCACCCUUGCCCCGAAGUCGGCUAGGCGGGCUUGUGGGACCAGCAUAUCAGCAGCUUGAGGAGUCAAGGAUCCCAGACCAGGAUACCGUACCUUGCCAAGGGGUAGAGGUCAGGAAGACUAUAUCCCACCUGCCUAUACAGCUGUGGUGUGUUGAAAGAUCCCUGGACUUAAAGUAUCCGUCUAAUGGUUUAAAAACCCAACAAAAUGCAUCAAUAAAUAUGCAACUGCCUUCAAGAGAGACAAACUCCUAUUUUAAUAGCUUGGAUCAAAAGAACUUGAUGGGGUAUUCAUCCCCGAGGGCCAGCUCUGUGCCCAUCAUCCCUUCAGUGGGUCUAGAGGAAACCUGCAUGCAAAUGCCAGGGGUUUCUGAAGUCAACAGCAUCAAAUGGUGCAAAAACUCCUACUCUGCUGACACUGUCCGUGUGAGUAUUCCCAUCAGCGACUGCCUCAUAGCAGAACAACAAGAAGUGAAAAUACUGCUAGAAACUGUCCAGGAGCAGAUCCGCAUUCUGACUGAUGCCAGGCGGUCCGAAGACUACGAACUGGCCAGUGUCGAAACGGAGGACAGUGCGAGUGAAAACACAGCCUUUCUCCCCCUGAGUCCCACAGCCAAAUCAGAACGAGAGGCACAAUUUGUCUUAAGAAAUGAAAUACAAAGAGACUCUGCAUUGACCAAGUGACUUUGAGAUGUAGGAAUCCGUGCGUUCUAUGCUUUGCUCAACAGGAAAGAGAGGAAAUUAAAUACAAAUUAUUUAUAUGCAUUAAUUUAAGAGCAUCUACUUAGAAGAAACCAAAUAGUCUAUCGCCCUCAUAUCAUAGUGUUUUUUAACAAAAUAUUUUUUUAAAGGGAAAGAAACGUUUCAGGAGGGAUAAAGCUUACAACUAAAGCUUUGGGGGAGAAUUCUGAAUACAAUUUCAGUCCGUCCCAACACUGUCCUCUUUGGCUUUUAGUAGAUGUGGGCGGUUCAGACCCUCAGCCCCCCAGCGCCAGUGUCCUCAACCAAAAGCACUGGCCUUUCCAGGCUUCAAAGAGAUGAGCUAUAUAGCCUGAGGCCGACAUGCCGAUGAGCAGGCGGCCCUUGCCGGUUGGCUUGACUGUCCCAACCCCUAAAUUUCUCUUCACUUGACAGCCUCAUCACAGGUUAUGUCAUGUCAACAAAUGUAGUAUUUUCUAUUUAAUUUUUGAAGAAUGACACAAAGACUCUGGAAGGAGAAGGAAGACAGGAGAGAGAGGGAGUCAUUGGGGACCAUCUUAGCUACUCUUACGUGCCAUCUUCCUCUGAGAUUUGAAAGUGCGGAAUCUCAGAGGGAGAUAUGAAAUUCUUAUAGAAAAAGGGACAAAAAAAAUCAAAUGUCGUGUCACUAAAAUCAUGCUGAUAGAAAUGUUUUUCUUUGAGAAUGUUUAGGGGCUCUGAAAGAGCAUUUUUCAGCGUGUGUAUGUGUGUGUGUAUGUGUGUGUAUGUUUGUGUACGUGCAUGUGAGAGCAUGUGUGUGUGUAUACAUGCAUGUGAGAGCAUGUGUGUGUGUGUGCGUGUGUGUGUGUGUGUGUGUGUGUGAGUGUGUGAGUGAGCUCCCUUGAGCACUUGAACACUGGUAUGCUGUAUGCACAUGUGUUUAUUGUGAGUAUGUGUGUGCAUGUGUGUGCGUAUUAAGCUUGCUAAAAUUUGUUCUGAAACAUCAGGGAAUCUAAUAUUCAGAAAAAAAUUUCCCUCUUAGAUCUGUUCACUUAAAAUUUUUCCAUUAACUAUAAAGUUCAGUUAGUAAGUUCUUAAAUCAGGGUCACUUGCAUGGUGAGGUCCUAUAAAACUCUUGACAAUGUCUAGAUCAUUUUCUGAUGUGAAUACUUCUGACAAAAACUAUAGACUCAUUGAUGAUAUCCGUAUCACAAGGUGAGUUGAGGAUGUGUGUUUAUUUUGAAUCACGCGUACUUAAAUUAUUUACAUAAGCCAAUGACCAAAUUGACAGUUACCCAUUGCUUUUUCAUCAUCCUCAUUACCAUUUAUUUUGUAGCAAGUCUACAAUGUGUGGACCAAGACAUUGGCUUCUGUGGUUAAUAUGGAAAGAAUAAAUUGUUGAAAUCACAAAGCCCAGAGUAUCAGUUCACAGGAAGCCCCCAAAAGAACAGUAAAUUGUGUUGUAUGUUCAUUUGGAAUAAAGCAAUAUUUUUACCACUCCUGAGGUGAACUGAAACUUCUCCUGAAGAUUUGUCUGUUUUAUUUACCCUUAAUUUCCUGGGGCAUUCAAGGAAAUUAGUGUUCACAUAACCAGUUUUUUUCCAAUUAUUGGUGUUGUUGUUAUGUUUACACUGUUUUAAAUAAAAAGGCACAGUAUUUGAAAGUAUAUAAAAGAUUUCUUUUACUGCAGUUUGGGAAAACUUUAGUUAAAAUUUCCUUGUGGAAUAUUCACAUUCCAUUGAAAGAGACUACAUUUCUGAAUCAAACACUGAAUACAUACAAUGCUUGUUUAAGGUUAAGUUGUUUCUGUUGAACAUACAUUGCAAAUUGCUCUUUGAGAGCAUUCUUUAAUAAUAGACAUGAUGCCAUACAGGGGGACAAAAGAACAUAGUGUUGUUUUUAACAUUGUUUAAUGAAAAUUCAAGGUCUCAAAUGUUGAAAACAUUUUGGUAGAUUCAACAAAAGGUUCGUGAUAUUCAUGAGUUGUUCCAUUAUAGUUCCAUUGUUUUGAAUAUAGAGACAAUAUUGUUAGCCUCUUAAAGGAUGAUUAUACAUUUUUAAUUUCUAGUUCAACUACAUUCUCAUUUAGAAAUGUUGUAUCCUUGGGAAAAUAUUAGAAAGAUGGUCUUAAUUAACAGGAACAUAAAAACCCCAUAAGUUUCAUAUGAAAUAUGUGAUUGUGUUGCAGUUUAUCACAGUUAUCAAACAUUAAUUGGAAGGCUUCACAAAUUUGCUGAUGCCAGCCUUGUUCAUGGGGUUUUCACUAGAAUGUUCCGUGUUGCUUAUCGGAAGGAUCCAUACAGAAUUUACCUAUUUAGGAGAUUAUAUACUCUGUGACUUGCUGCAGUAAUUUUAAUAUAUUUACUCUGAAAAGUUUGAAGAUUAUCAGUAAAAAGUAAGUCCUGCUCCAACCCCAUAUUUUUUUUUAAGUAGAACCAUAUAUGAUGUGAUUAUAAACACCCUGUGUGUACUGAAGGACGCGAACAUCUAAGGCACACCCACUGGCAGUCUGAUAUGAAGUUUACAGAGUUACUUCCUAGCUGAUCGUCAAGACAAAAUCCUCCAUAAAGAAUAAAUACUAAUGGUUACUUUCAGUGGCCCUUUGUCUCCUUUUGGAACGUGAAGCUCUCUGAAAAAGAUCCAAGUUCAAAAUGCGUAUUUUGGGGCACCAGCAGUCAAGUGCUGAAAGCAUCAAGGCGUUCAAAGUUGAUCUAACAUGGGCAACACCUGGGAUCCUUUGUACCUGUCCUACUGGCUCAUGUGCCUACAGAGAAAUGCUUAUUUCUAAAAGACACCUUUGAUUUUGCUCCGUUUUCCUUGUCUUUAUUAUGUAAACAGGUAUAUAAAGAUUUGUAAUUAAGUAAGUUGUAUAUUUGUUAUUUACAGGAAAAUGAAUGUCACACAUUAUUUUUCCUUGGGAUCAUUUCAGACUAUUUUUAGAAAGCAUAUGUUAUUCUAAUUGGCCAGUGACUGUGGAACGCUGUUGUUCAAAAUAUGUGACUAAUUUCAUGCUAAUGAGAAACAGUAGAAAUGAUGUUGGAUAAUUGGCAGCCACAUUUUCUUCCUGAUUUUCCUAUGCUCAUUACUAAAUGCUCUGUUUGGCCA
Hipposideros armiger (great roundleaf bat) is the source of this 4410-nucleotide messenger RNA. Its product is annotated as pro-neuregulin-3, membrane-bound isoform. Lineage: Eukaryota; Metazoa; Chordata; Mammalia; Chiroptera; Hipposideridae. The transcript is spliced from 9 exons. The record is from RefSeq and is a predicted model, not a curated record. Bases 1 to 1311 code for a protein of 436 amino acids. Gene Ontology annotation, biological process: nervous system development; intracellular signal transduction; animal organ development. Gene Ontology annotation, molecular function: chemorepellent activity.